Messenger RNA from Rhipicephalus sanguineus (brown dog tick), 790 nucleotides. RefSeq names its product alpha-crystallin A chain. Gene Ontology annotation, biological process: protein refolding; response to heat. The coding region runs from base 202 to 768 and encodes 188 amino acids. The record is from RefSeq and is a predicted model, not a curated record. NCBI's taxonomy places the organism in Eukaryota, Metazoa, Arthropoda, Arachnida, Ixodida, Ixodidae. Gene Ontology annotation, molecular function: protein folding chaperone. The transcript is spliced from 3 exons.
GGCAACGGAGAAGGGUUCAGGCCCGGGCCAAGUUCGGAGAACGGCGCUCGCGCGGUUUUGGCUUCUGCUGCCACGGUCCGCGCGCCGUCAUUGAGAACCCAUCGGCAGCACGGCAACCACGCACACAGAAGGAUAUUGCUACGGAGUGAGCCGACCGUGUAUCUCAUCAGGUGAAGCCUACAACUUCCAGCUGUAGGAGACAUGGCUCGCAGCCUGAUUCCGUCUGCGUGCUUCCCCCGCCCUGGCCUGGGACGCGACUACAGGUGGGACACGUGGGACUCGUGGGACAACAGCCGGCUGCUGGACCAGCACUUCGGCACCCCGCUGCUUGAUGAUGACCUGUGGGCUCUGAGGCCCACGCGGAUCGGCAUGCGAGCCCCGUUCCGCAGGCAGUUGUCCAGGGGAGGAGGCGGGGUAUCCGAGCUGCGAAACGAGCCGGAUUCCUUCCAAGUGAUGCUGGACGUGAGCCACUUCUCGCCGGAGGAGAUCACGGUGAAGACGGUGGACCGGUGCAUCAGCGUGUCGGCUCGCCACGAGGAGCGCAUGGACGAGCACGGCUUUGUGUCUCGCGAGUUCACGCGCCGCUACGUCCUGCCCGAGGACACGCUGCCCGAGCAGGUGUCUUCGACGCUGUCGCCCGACGGCGUGCUCACCAUCACGGCGCCCAAGGUGCCUCCUGCCUCGGCGCCCAACGAGCGCAUCGUGCCCAUCGCCGUGCAGGGCGCCGCCGCCGCCGCCAUGCCGCUAACGGUGCAACACGAGCCCUGACGCACGCCGAUGGACAAUAAAA